Molecule: messenger RNA, 621 nt
Organism: Anolis carolinensis (green anole)
Lineage: Eukaryota; Metazoa; Chordata; Lepidosauria; Squamata; Anolidae
Gene: lsm7
Product: LSM7 homolog, U6 small nuclear RNA and mRNA degradation associated
Exons: 3
Coding region: 58-369 (103 amino acids)
Biological process (GO): mRNA splicing, via spliceosome; nuclear-transcribed mRNA catabolic process
Cellular component (GO): U6 snRNP; U12-type spliceosomal complex; U2-type prespliceosome
Molecular function (GO): RNA binding
Source: RefSeq, a predicted model, not a curated record
CGCUGAUUGGAGGAGAGGAUCGGGCGCGGAGCGGAAGAGACGCGUGAGGGGAGGAAGAUGGCGGACAAGGAGAAGAAGAAGAAGGAGAGCAUCUUGGAUCUUUCCAAGUACAUCGACAAGGCCAUCCGCGUCAAGUUCCAGGGCGGGAGGGAAGCCAGUGGCGUCCUGAAAGGCUUUGACCCGCUCCUCAACCUGGUGCUGGACGGGACCAUCGAGUACAUGAGAGACCCGGACGACCAGUACAAGCUGACGGAGGACACGCGCCCGCUGGGGCUGGUGGUCUGCCGAGGGACCUCGGUGGUCCUGAUCUGCCCCCAGGACGGCAUGGAGGCCAUCCCCAACCCCUUCGUCCAGCAGCAGGACGGCUAGUAUACGGGCCGGCUAGGACACUGGGCAGCCGAGGAAGUCUUGAGGUCGGGAAACAGCACCCAAAUUGGGGAGAAAUUUUCCCUCUUGGACAAAGAAUACAAAGACACUCCCCUUGUUGGUGCUUCUUUGUUUUCUGGUUGGGUUUGUGUUAUGAUUUGUUACUGUUGAGCCCUAGAGUCGGGCUCGAAUCGAGAACAAUUUCUUGGUUUUUUCCCUCUGUUCUAAAAUAGUAAUAAACCUUCCCUCAACGGC